Molecule: messenger RNA, 588 nt
Organism: Parascedosporium putredinis
Lineage: Eukaryota; Fungi; Ascomycota; Sordariomycetes; Microascales; Microascaceae
Source: the annotation of a GenBank genome assembly
AUGUGUCUGCAGUGGAGACGGAGAAGCAAGGUCAAGGCCACGGCCGAGACGACGGAGAUCAAGCCGCGCCGCCCUCCUCUUCGAACCCAUAGCUCCUCGUUUAUCCGCCCGAGAGCUUUCCUCAAUCGUCUUUCAACCAUCGCCUCCCUCCGACUCGUCCACGAUAUCAAAGACUCCUCCGAGCUUCUACAAGAGGUCGAGGUGGUGACUCGACAAAAGUUUCCUACCUUCGACCUAGGACCCAAGACCCGCCAACAUCUCGAGGCAAUCUUCAAAGACCUCAGCCAACCUCAUCUUCAUCUCAAGCGCCAAACGUUCCUCGAUUUUCUUUCCGAGGUGCAAGGAGAAGAAAAUGUACAGCUACACAAAGCCAGGUACCGCUUCCAUGAGUUCUGCGAUAUCAUUAUGGCGGACUAUGGCUUCAACGCCAUCCAGCGACCGCACUCCUACAAGAAAGAUCUUUCAAAGCCCAUUACCCAUUAUUUUAUCAAUAGCAGCCACAAUACGUACCUGUGUGGGAACCAGGUCACGUCGAUCUCUUCCCCGAGCCAUACAGGAUCGCACUUUUACGAGGCUGUCGCUGUAUAG